GUUACCGUUCAUCCUUUGUUUACAUCAAGCGUUAACCUUCCAAAACCCACAAGUUUUUAGUUUCUGAAUUCAUAUUUAAAAACAAAUGAAUCGAACGAGGAGCACAAAAUUCAAGUUUAGUGAAGGCGAACGUGUUCUGUGUUUUGAGCCAGAUGUAACAAAAGCAAGGGUACUGUACGACGCGAAAGUUCUGGAAACACAAGUUAAGAAAGAUGCUAAAGGAAAGAAAUCAAUUGAAUACCUCAUCCACUUUCAGGGCUGGAAUUCAUCCUGGGACCGCUAUGUUGCAGAGAGCUUUAUUCUUCAAGACAUACAAGAACACAGGCUUCUGCAGAAAGAACUUGCUGAUGCUGCUCGCACCAUACUGAAGGAGACUAGAAGGACAACAAAGCAAAGGAUAGGAGCGUUAAGGGGAGCUGAUCCCAAAUUUCGAACCGACUCGGAAAGUUCUAGUGUAGAAGAAGGGGACUCGGGAACUCGUAGUAGCUUUGAGGAAGAUAGCACUGAAUGUGAAAAUAGUUCGGAGCCGAUCGACAGUCAAGAUUCAGCGGCAAAUGAAAAUACAAUCGUCGUUUUCAAUAUUCCAGAUUCAAUUAAGCAAUUGCUAGAGGAAGAUGGCAUCAAAAUAAAAUCUCGUAAAAAGUUGCUUAAAUUACCUUGUCACGUCAGCGUCACAACCGUUCUGGAUGGAUUUCUUCGACAUUAUGCGUCUACGCUCACCAGCAAAAAUUCUGAAAAGACUCGAGUGUCCCAGAGGACAAACAGUACCAGUAGUAAUACCAGUUCUAAUGCUGGAGAUUCCGCCACCAUUGCUACGCAAUUAACUCUUUGCAAAGAAGUCAUUGAUGGUUUACGUGUUUCCUUUGAUUUCUUGAUCGGCUCCAUUCUUUUGUACGCCGAAGAACGUCCGCAGUACGAGCAAAUGAAAAACAAACAUGAUAUCCGAAUAAAUAGAGGCCCUUCUAAAGUUGCUGAGCACCCGCUAACACAUGACAACUUCCAGUGGAGGGUUCUUCCAGAUUCCAACAACAUUCAGAACUUUCUACCGUGCACUGUAUACGGUGUUGUCCAUCUUUGUCGCCUGUUAGUGAAAUUACCCGAAGUCAUUCAAAAGAUGCAACUAUCAGAAGAGAAGCGUCGAAUAGUAACAAACUUUUCAGAGCUUUUGCUUCAGUACAUCGACAAACAUCAAAUUCAUGUAUCUGAAUCCGACUAUGUUGCUGCUACAAAAUUUUCAUAAAUACGUUAAAAUUUUUCCAAUAAAAUUGUUAUUCUCG
Messenger RNA from Daphnia pulicaria, 1277 nucleotides. It is a transcript of the gene msl-3, whose product is annotated as male-specific lethal 3 homolog. The transcript is spliced from 9 exons. The record is from RefSeq and is a predicted model, not a curated record. Gene Ontology annotation, biological process: regulation of DNA-templated transcription; chromatin organization. Gene Ontology annotation, cellular component: MSL complex; nucleus; NuA4 histone acetyltransferase complex. Bases 86 to 1240 code for a protein of 384 amino acids. Lineage: Eukaryota; Metazoa; Arthropoda; Branchiopoda; Diplostraca; Daphniidae.